AUGUCAUCGCCAUCACGUUCUGAUUCUGAAAUUGAUGAUACAGGAUUUUGUUUUAAAGGUAAUAGUUGAAUAGCGUUUCUUAAAAUGCUGGUUUAAUUUUGCUUAUUUAUUUGUUUUUGAACAUGCAUGGACUGAAUCUUGUUGAUAAACAAAAGGACUUUUAGCGGCAUUCACUCUAAAAUUUAGAAAUGUGUACCGCCGCAAAGGGCUUUCACUGUCACCAACACGUUCUUCAAGGCAGUGAAAUUCGGAAAAAGCCAGCGAAAAUUCCGAGCUCUAGCCUAGAAUCGAACUCAUGACCCUUCAAAGGUAACGAUAACAGUUAAAAAGUAGCUUUCAAUUCACUUACCCUUUAUGGUAAGAUUUGUUUAAUUAUGUUCUUGAUUUUAGCAUUAAUCUGGUUAGCAGCUACUAGUACAGUCGACUCCCGUUUUUGCGGACACCCUCGGGAGAAAGGUUUAGUGUCCGUAAUAGCGAGAGUCCGUAAUAGCGGGGUACGAGAGAGGAAAAUUGUUUUCUCUUUAAAACUUAUGAAGUAAUAUGUUAAAGUCCCAGAAGCAUUGUAGUUUCGACAGUUCUUUAUUUCUUUUAACUAUAGAUCUAAAUACGUAUGCUGUAUUAUCACUUCCAAGCUCCUGCAAUGACAAGGGAUACAUAAGAAAGGGCUUAAAAAACCAAUAGGAAACUCCUUCCGUAACGUGAAUGGCUAAAAUGUUAACUUGCUGUCAAAUAAAAUGUUUUUUAUUGUUCUUGGCAGCUCUUUUAUCGUAGAAAUGCUGCACAGUGUACUCAGAACAGAAACCUGUCUAACGACUUUUGACUUUGACAGCAGAGUGUUAAAAUAACGCAAAAUGUUUGUAAGCUCUAAUGGCAAUGUCUUUUCUCCCUAAAAUGUUUUACAGCAGUCAUUUGUUUACUCUUUUACAAAGAAGCACUCGAUAAAACUUUGUGUUAUUUUUUCCUUUAUUGUAACGUCGCUUUAUUCUGUAUGUUAUGUGAGUCAGGAUUUUUGACGAAGUACUCAAGCGUCCGCUAUAGCGAGAGAAAAAACAAGUGGAAUGUCACGCUUGGGGGGAGGAAAGUGUCCGCAUUUCCGUAAUAGCGAGAGUCCGUAAAGCGGGAGUUUGUUUCAGUCAUUUCUUAAUGCGUUUCGCCGGGGUGCUGGCUCUUGUCCGCAUUAAUGGGGUCUCCGUAAUAACGAGGUGUCCGCAAGGCGAGAGUUGACUGUAGUCGGUAAACACUUAAUCCUAUCGAUAAUAUUACUGUGGGUAAAAAGACCAUCAAGACUAAACUCUUACAUUACAGUGCGGACACUCAAACCGGGACACUUGGAAGAAGAUAAUAAAAGAUUCUCAAGUUUUUUUGCCGACGGACCAAUAAAAUUCAAGUAUUCAACUAUGCAACCGUUGAAACCUUUUUAAAAACCGUUUGAAUUACCUGACGACUCAGGAAACAGCCCUCAAAUUGAUGGAUGACCUGGGAAGUUAUUGGCUCGUAUGCAAAAGAACUUGAGGAUCUUGUUUUCACAAAACGUUGUGAUUGGACAAUGUUCUUCCAAGUGUCCUGGUUUGAAUGUCCACAUUGUAAGUUUGAACAAAGCAUGCAGAUUUGCAGUUAUUUUUACCCAUACGGGGAUUAGUGUGUUGUGAAACUGUAUCUCUAUGAUCUGCAGGUUAUCGGUUGGUUCUUAUAAACAGAGACUGAAGUGGCAAGUAAAAAACACAUUUACUAGGGUCAUGUCUGACACAUGAUUUUAAAAUUUUGUAUUCUUUGCAGCUCCCAAGGAAAUAAAAGCACGAGGAGAAAGAGCGCAGCUUAUUUAUCAACGUGCUCUUAGAGAUGGAGCUGUUAAUGUUCAACGAACUCGGAUAUUGCUUAUUGGUCAGGAUAGGGCGGGGAAAACAAGUUUGAAAAAAUCUCUCAUUGGUCUACCAUUUGAUCCUAAAGAAAAUAGUACUGAAGGAAUUGAAGUGGAUCCGUCAAUCUUUCAAGUGGAUGGUCAUGAAGUUAAGAACUGGCAGCCUAUUGAUAAGAGUGAGCAAGGGUUGUUGGGCUGUUCUGAAGAUGUGGCACAGAGGGUGGUGGAAAAGCUUUGUAUUGUAAGUCGCUAUCCUCGGUUUCGGGAGGAGGAAAAAGGUGCAGAAAAACACGACAGUGACCAGCUUGCAAAUGAAAACUAUAAGAGUGGAACAAUGGUGGAUGAUACUGAUGGUGAAAAGAGAGACGAUUCAUUUUUGAAUCAG
Messenger RNA from Porites evermanni, 2243 nucleotides. Lineage: Eukaryota; Metazoa; Cnidaria; Anthozoa; Scleractinia; Poritidae. The record is from the annotation of a GenBank genome assembly.